Molecule: messenger RNA, 3943 nt
Organism: Paramecium octaurelia
Lineage: Eukaryota; Ciliophora; Oligohymenophorea; Peniculida; Parameciidae
Source: the annotation of a GenBank genome assembly
AUGAGAGAGAUUAAAUCCUUGAUAAAGUAAGUAAUUAAAUUUUAAUAAGUAUUCAACCAAUCAACCAGGAUGAUCAAGUUUAUGUUUGGAAAGAAGAUAUAUAUUAAUUAUUGACAGAAUCAAAAAAAUUUGAUAAAUAACUAUUCAGGGUGAUUAUUGAAUUGUUAAGAUAAGAGCAAACUACAGAUUGUGUAGGAUAUCUUUAAAAUUUUGAAAGGCAAAACAAUUUAGAAAAUGCUGUUAAAAAUACCAUUAAAUUACUGACUAAUAUGAUUAAAAAUAUUAGUGAAGUUGAUUUUAAUAAGAAGAAUUAUUCAUUUGAAGAAUAUAAAAAUAUUAGAACGGAAUUAAUUAAAAUAUUAGCAAAAGAAGAGAGAAUUGUAGAUUUUUUUAAAUUCCUUGUUCAACUUACAGCUAUAGAUGAGAGAUUUAUCAAAUGUGGGUCUAAUUCUUUGAAUAUAUUGGUAGAGAUGAAGGUCAAUAUUAGAGAACAAUGUUUUGAGAAGGUUAGAAUUAAAGAUACUUCCUUAGUUGAUGGAAAUUUUGCGGGUUGCAAUUUUAAUCGGUCGAUUUUUGAUAAUGUAGAUAUUAGUGGAGUGAACUUAAAUGGUGCUUAAUUGCUUGAAUGUAAUUGGAGGAAUAUAAAAAUACAAUAGUUAAAUAAAUUAGAGGGUCACACUAAUUGUGUUAAUUCAGUUUGUUUCUCUCCUGAUGGUACUACAUUAGCAUCCGGCAGUGGAGAUAUGUCAAUUCGUUUAUGGGAUAUUAAAAAGAAAUAAUAAUUAGCCUAAUUAGAUGGUCAUAAUAAUUUAGUUCUAUCUGUUUGUUUUUCCCCUGACAAUAAAAUAUUAGCAUCAGGUAGUUAAGAUAGGACUAUUCGUUUAUGGGAAUUUAAGACAGGAUAAUAAAAAGGCAAAUUAGAUGGUCAUAAUAAUAAUGUCAUGUCAGUUUGUUUCUCUAAAGAUGGUACUAGAUUAGUAUCUGGAAGUUUAGAUAGGUCAAUCCGAAUUUGGGAUGUUAUGACAAAGUAAUUAACAGCUAAGAUAGAUGGUCAUAAUUCAACUGUAUGGUCAGUCUGUUUCUCUCCAGAUGGUACUAAGUUGGCAUCUGGCGGUGGAGAUAACUCAAUUCGAUUGUGGGACAUUUGUACAGGAAAACAAAAAGCAACAUUAGAUGGUCAUAACAGUAAUGUCAUGUCAGUUUGUUUCUCUUCUGAUGGGACUACAUUAGCGUCUGGUAGUGGAGAUAACUCAAUUCGAUUAUGGGAUGUUAGUGCAGGAUAAUAAAAAUCAGAGUUAGAUGGCCAUAGUGGAUCCGUAUGGUCAGUCAGUUUCUCUUACGAUGGUACUAUGUUAGCCUCUAGUAGUGAUGAUAGUUCAAUCCGUUUAUGGGAUACUAAGACUGGAUAAUAAUAAGGUAAAUUAGAUGUUCAUAGUGAUACUGUUCGAACAAUUUGUUUCUCCCCGGAUGGCAUUACAUUAGCAUCUGGUAGCGAUGAUAACUCUAUCUCAUUAUGGGAUGCUAAGACAGGAUAAUAAAAAGGAAAAUUCGAUGUUCAUAGAGAUAUUGUUCGAACAGUUUGUUUCUCUCCUGAUGGUUCUACAUUAGCAUCUGGUAGUGACGAUAACUCAAUAGUUUUAUUGGAUGUUAAGGCAAAAUAAAUAUAAGCCAAAUUAAAUGUUCAUAGUUAUGGUGUUUAUUCACUUUGUUUCUCUCCAGAUGGCUCUACAUUAGCAUCUGGUAGUAAUGAUAGUUGUAUCCAUUUUUGGGAGAUAAAGACACGAACAUUAAAAGUAAGAAUAGACAGUCACAGUGAUGUUAUAUGGUCGGUUUGUUUCUCUCCUAAUGGUACUAUUUUAGCGUCUGGCAGUGGAGAUAACUCAAUUAGAUUAUGGGAUGUUAAGACUGGAUAGUAAAAAGCGCGAUUAGAUGGUCAUACCUAUUUAGUAAUGUCAGUCUGUUUCUCUCCUGAUGGUACUACAUUGGCAUCUGGCAGUGGAGAUACCUCUAUUCGAUUAUGGGAUGUUAACUCAGGAUAAUAAAAAGCAAAAUUAGUUGGUCAUAGUGAAGCUGUAUGGUCAGUCAGUUUCUCUCCUGAUGGGACUACAUUAGCAUCUGGGAGUGAUGAUAACUCUAUUCGUCUCUGGGAUGUAUAAACUGAUCAUCAAAUUUUAUCAUCAGUUAGCCUAUAAAACAGUGAUUUUUCAGGAAGUAUUAUUUCUAUUAUCAAUAUUUUAGUUAAUUCUAUUCUUCUAAUUUCACAAUAGUCAUUAUUUUAAUCAAAAGNCGUUUAUGGGAUAUUAAAAAGAAAUAAUAAUUAGCCUAAUUAGAUGGUCAUAAUAAUUUAGUUCUAUCUGUUUGUUUUUCCCCUGACAAUAAAAUAUUAGCAUCAGGUAGUUAAGAUAGGACUAUUCGUUUAUGGGAAUUUAAGACAGGAUAAUAAAAAGGCAAAUUAGAUGGUCAUAAUAAUAAUGUCAUGUCAGUUUGUUUCUCUAAAGAUGGUACUAGAUUAGUAUCUGGAAGUUUAGAUAGGUCAAUCCGAAUUUGGGAUGUUAUGACAAAGUAAUUAACAGCUAAGAUAGAUGGUCAUAAUUCAACUGUAUGGUCAGUCUGUUUCUCUCCAGAUGGUACUAAGUUGGCAUCUGGCGGUGGAGAUAACUCAAUUCGAUUGUGGGACAUUUGUACAGGAAAACAAAAAGCAACAUUAGAUGGUCAUAACAGUAAUGUCAUGUCAGUUUGUUUCUCUUCUGAUGGGACUACAUUAGCGUCUGGUAGUGGAGAUAACUCAAUUCGAUUAUGGGAUGUUAGUGCAGGAUAAUAAAAAUCAGAGUUAGAUGGCCAUAGUGGAUCCGUAUGGUCAGUCAGUUUCUCUUACGAUGGUACUAUGUUAGCCUCUAGUAGUGAUGAUAGUUCAAUCCGUUUAUGGGAUACUAAGACUGGAUAAUAAUAAGGUAAAUUAGAUGUUCAUAGUGAUACUGUUCGAACAAUUUGUUUCUCCCCGGAUGGCAUUACAUUAGCAUCUGGUAGCGAUGAUAACUCUAUCUCAUUAUGGGAUGCUAAGACAGGAUAAUAAAAAGGAAAAUUCGAUGUUCAUAGAGAUAUUGUUCGAACAGUUUGUUUCUCUCCUGAUGGUUCUACAUUAGCAUCUGGUAGUGACGAUAACUCAAUAGUUUUAUUGGAUGUUAAGGCAAAAUAAAUAUAAGCCAAAUUAAAUGUUCAUAGUUAUGGUGUUUAUUCACUUUGUUUCUCUCCAGAUGGCUCUACAUUAGCAUCUGGUAGUAAUGAUAGUUGUAUCCAUUUUUGGGAGAUAAAGACACGAACAUUAAAAGUAAGAAUAGACAGUCACAGUGAUGUUAUAUGGUCGGUUUGUUUCUCUCCUAAUGGUACUAUUUUAGCGUCUGGCAGUGGAGAUAACUCAAUUAGAUUAUGGGAUGUUAAGACUGGAUAGUAAAAAGCGCGAUUAGAUGGUCAUACCUAUUUAGUAAUGUCAGUCUGUUUCUCUCCUGAUGGUACUACAUUGGCAUCUGGCAGUGGAGAUACCUCUAUUCGAUUAUGGGAUGUUAACUCAGGAUAAUAAAAAGCAAAAUUAGUUGGUCAUAGUGAAGCUGUAUGGUCAGUCAGUUUCUCUCCUGAUGGGACUACAUUAGCAUCUGGGAGUGAUGAUAACUCUAUUCGUCUCUGGGAUGUAUAAACUGAUCAUCAAAUUUUAUCAUCAGUUAGCCUAUAAAACAGUGAUUUUUCAGGAAGUAUUAUUUCUAUUAUCAAUAUUUUAGUUAAUUCUAUUCUUCUAAUUUCACAAUAGUCAUUAUUUUAAUCAAAAGGGGGGAUUAUUUUCGAAGGAGAAUUUGUAAAUUACUAAGGAUUCGAUUUGCGAUACUUUUUUAAAUCUAAUGGAUGUUUAAUUUUGGAAAACAAAAUCGAACCAAAUUAAUCAAAAAAUUGA